AUGUCGCUCGGGUUCCUGACCGAGUCCGCGCUCGUGCCGUCCAAGGCGAAAGAGAUCAAGGUCGACGCCAAGUCUCUCGUCGAUCUCAAGGCGGUCGUGUUCCAGAAGGAAGAGGAGCGCAAACGCCGCUUACAAGAGGCCUUAACAGCAACGAAUGACGACCAUGAGGACGAGAGGUUUGCCGCGGGUCACCGAGCUCUUCGUUUUGGAAAAUAUUCGCAUUUGCGCGGGGGAAACAAGCGCCAAAAGCAGUCGAAAGAGGACCGAGUGGGCAAGAACUUGCACAAUACUGGAGUCGAGGCUCGAGGUCAACGUGACGAAGAGCUGAAAGCGCAAGAAGCGACUCCAGCUGAAGAUGACGAUGCAGCCUGGAGCAAGAAGUCGGUCGAAAUGCUGCGCAAAAAGGCUGCAAUGUACGAGAAAAUUAUGAGUGGAGAAUGCAGGGAUUACUUGAAAGGAGAGUGUCUGGUUGAUUUUGAGGCCAAGAAGUCUAUGGCGGAGACGGUGAGGACCAAAGAGAUGAAGCUGGUGGAGAUCACGGACGUGUUUGGACGCACGAAAAGCGUUGCGGGGGAUAGUGAAGAGUAUACGAUGUUUCAAAAGACCCAGCAGCAGCAGCAGUGUCGAAGUGAGGAACGGGGUGAUACGAUGAAGAGGAAGAUUUGUGGGGACGGUGAGGGCAGAAACGACGAAGGGAGAGUCGAUGAUGGUAGUUAUGUCGUCUCGCAGUGGGACAAGCGUCUGAAUAGCUCGGAGAAACACCAUCUGAUGGAGGUGCAUGAGCAAGCAACGUCAGCACAGCUGUUGGCGCAUUCUUCCUCGUCAGGUGUGGGACAUGACAGGAAGACGAGAAAGCAAUUGCGCUUGGAGCGUCUUCGCAAACAGCGAUCGGAGGCAGCAACGUCAGGUGAAAGCACUGUACUGCCGAAUGAUGCAGUCGAUGCUGCAGCAUCCGAGAAAGCCAGUGACUUUUUGAACCAGCUGUCAGCGUUCAUGUAG
This is a messenger RNA of Peronospora matthiolae, 999 nucleotides long. NCBI's taxonomy places the organism in Eukaryota, Oomycota, Peronosporomycetes, Peronosporales, Peronosporaceae. The record is from the annotation of a GenBank genome assembly.